AUGCAGAGAGACGUUGAAGCACAUCCACACUGUUUGAUGGCUGAAGAAAAAGUGGCUUGUGCUGAGAAUGAAGGACUGGUUAGAGUGUCCUGUUUACGAUACACUGAGUGUGAGGACCCAAACAGUUUGUUAGUUGCAUUGACUGUUGAGAAACCUGUGGAAGGACCAACUCCUCAACCGGGAGCAAAUACAAGUAGCUCAACUUCAGUGGUUCAUUUGGUACAAAGAUACCAACUUCAAGAUCAAAGUCGUCCGCUUCUCAAGUUAUUCAUGCCCAAGCCUGAUGCCCCAGGUAUCACUACAAAGGAAUGGAUGUGUGUGGGAGAAUGGAUAUCGAGUAGUAGUGUGGUGACUCUGGGUACUACUCUUCGUCAUCUUAUUCCAGGCUCCCAGUUACCAUUCAUUGUUACUGCAGCAACAAGUGAUGGUUAUAUAUAUGCAAUUAACAGGGAUACAAUGCAGCAGAUAAGCAGCCACAACAUACAAAAUACUCGGGGAUCUGGAGAUGAACCUCCCAUAAGCAAGCGUGCAUCAGUAGAUCGUCGUGUAGUUUCACUUUCCCAUUCAUGGAAUGGCUUUUCUCUUCUGGCAAUGGAUUCUCUUGGGAGCUUACAUUUUCUCACUCUAGUGAGGCCUGUGGAUGUUGAUUGCCUGGCUAACUAGGAUUUGUAUUGAUGAUGGAAAGGUUCCCAAGGAAUUGGUGAUGGGAAUAAUGAUUUUGUUGGUUAAAAAAGAAG
This is a messenger RNA of Macrobrachium nipponense, 737 nucleotides long. RefSeq lists its product as uncharacterized. Bases 1 to 663 code for a protein of 220 amino acids. The transcript has 6 exons. Lineage: Eukaryota; Metazoa; Arthropoda; Malacostraca; Decapoda; Palaemonidae. The record is from RefSeq and is a predicted model, not a curated record.